Molecule: messenger RNA, 1574 nt
Organism: Aspergillus costaricaensis CBS 115574
Lineage: Eukaryota; Fungi; Ascomycota; Eurotiomycetes; Eurotiales; Aspergillaceae
Product: ATG3/ATG10 family protein
Exons: 2
Coding region: 168-1247 (359 amino acids)
Biological process (GO): nucleophagy; autophagosome assembly; autophagy of mitochondrion
Cellular component (GO): cytosol; cytoplasmic ubiquitin ligase complex
Molecular function (GO): Atg8-family ligase activity
Source: RefSeq, a predicted model, not a curated record
CUCUCCUUUAAAUCUUCCUGUAGAUAAGCUUCCUUCCCCUCCAUUUCAUUUAUAUAUCAUCUCCUGACCUCACCCCUACCAACUCUACCAACAGCCCUUUCAAAUAACCCAACAAAGAAACGAAACACCAACCAGACGGACAAGCAAGCAAGCAAACAACUCAAGCAAUGAACAUCCUCCACUCCACCCUCUCCACCUGGCGAGACCGUCUCGCCCCCGUCUCCCGCACCUCAACCUUCCGAACAACCGGCCAGAUCACCCCGGAAGAGUUCGUCCUCGCAGGCGACUACCUCGUCUACAAGUUCCCCUCCUGGUCCUGGGCCGAUGCCGCAACCCCCGCAAAGCGUGUCUCCUACCUUCCGCCCGGAAAGCAGUUCCUGGUCACCCGCGGUGUGCCAUGUCACCGACGGCUAAACGACAACUUCGCCGGGGACGCAGGCCACGAAGACGAGAUUGUCCGGGGCAUGCUAGCGGGUGAGGGUGACAACGAUGACGAUGGUUGGUUGCGGACGGGAGGCGGCGAUAACGCAGCAUCGUCGUCAUCAUCUGCUCGGAUCGGAGAUGUACGGACAGUCGACGAGGCCGGGAAUAUGGGCGAGGUAGAGGAACCCGAGGAAGAUGAGAUUCCGGAUAUGGAAGAUGAGGAUGAUGAUGAAGAGGCGAUUAUUCGGGAACCGGUGACGGGGACGACGCAACCAACCCGCACCUACAACCUCUACAUAACCUACGCCAACUUCUACCGCACCCCGCGCCUCUACCUCUCCGGCUACCUUUCAGCAUCUGAACCCCUUCCGCCCCAACUAAUGAUGGAAGACAUAGUCGGCGACUACAAAGACAAGACCGUCACCCUCGAAGACUUCCCCUGGUUCGAAGGCAGCGUAAAGAUGGCGACCGUGCAUCCAUGCCGGCACGCCUCCGUGAUGAAGACCCUCCUGGAUCGCGCCGACGCAGCGCUCAAGAUCCGUCGCGAUAAGCUCAAGGCCGCAGCCUCAGCGCACGCAGAGCCUGAUGCGAAGGUCGCUGCUGGAGCGGGCGGGUUGGAAGGGUUAGUGGAUGAUGUUAAGGGACUGUCGGUGAGUGAGGGACAUGGCGGCCAGGGGCAAGCAGGUGGUGAUGAGUGGGAGAUGCUGCAGCAUGAUGAGGAAGAUCAGGUUGCUAUUCGCGUGGAUCAGUAUCUCGUUGUGUUUUUGAAGUUUAUUGCUAGUGUUACGCCGGGGAUUGAGCAUGAUUUUACAAUGGGGGUCUAGAUAACUGACUGACUGGAGAGGACCCGCCUCCUACUUUCUUCCUUUCUUUCUUUCCUUUCGUUACUGGGUUGCCUUUUCUGUUGUUUUGUUUUUUUCUGUUAUCGUUGGUUUCGGGGUUUUCUUAAUACGGGAUCAUGAGCUUGAUUUUAUACUCUUUUAUCUUCAUCCGCCUUUCUCAUUCUGCUUUCGUUCUUGUCCCUUAUUCUGCUCUAUUGGUGGCCAUGCAAUAUCUCUCCACCCCCGAGGUCCCCAUGCACUGGCGCGAGGAAACAAUUAUCGAUGUUUAUUAUGAGACAUGAAUAUGAUAUCACGAGACAUUAAUGCAAG